Paramecium sonneborni is the source of this 1508-nucleotide messenger RNA. Lineage: Eukaryota; Ciliophora; Oligohymenophorea; Peniculida; Parameciidae. The record is from the annotation of a GenBank genome assembly.
UAUGAAUCCUAAAGACUUCUUUGAGAUUACACAUUACUCAUUAUAAGAAACUGAAUAGAUUCCACCUUUCAGAAAUAAUCUAAAUACAUUCAAUAAAUAAACCUAUUCUAUAUCCUCAGCAUCAACUGGCAAACCACAUUCUUUAAGCAAAAUUAUUAAUGAACCUAUUUAUUUUAUUAAUGAGGGUCAUCUCUAUUUAGUAGGAAGAAAAGAAAUUUAAUAAGGCAAAACAUAUGUUGGAUAUUCAGUUUAAUAUCUAACUCUAAUUAAAUAUAAAGGUUUAUAUGAAAUGGAUUGCAUUAAUAUUGACGUAUAUAUAUAUUUUAAUAAUUAAUUAGACAAAUCUAGAGUCUUUAAAAAAGAAUAAAACAUAUCGUUAAUUGUCUUCAUCAUAUUUUGAAAGAGUGAAAGAUGGAUAAGAAUUACUAAUCUUCAAUGAAAGUAGAUUAGAAGAAUAGGAUGAAUAUUCAUUAAGUUAUGUUCUAAGUUAUAAGAUUCAAAAUUCGGCAUAACUUGUGUAAUUUAUUAUUUUAUUACAUCCUAGACAAGAAUAAGUGCGUUUAGAGAAGAAAUAAUAGCAUACUUUUAAAGCAUUUCAGCCAUUUGAAUCUCAUUAUUCAAUGGUUAGUGAAAAUGUAUUUUAAAACUUUAUAAAUUAGUUUCCUGAAGUAUUUUUAGAGUAUUAAUGUUUAAAUGUUUCCUCAUAAGCUUUAGAGAUGAAAAAUAUUGAAUUUAAAGUUGAAAAUAUAAUGACAAUAUAAAGAAUGGUAUUUAUAAUUGUUUAUUCAUUUAGAAAGAUUACUAAUUACCAGUUAUAUUAGCAUAAGAUGAAUGUUUAAAAAUAAUAUAUAGAAUUUAAAUAGAGACAUCUGAUUUAAAAGCUAUCUAUACUGUUUUAACUUAAAAGAGUAAUUUUUAUUCUUAUAUUUUUAUUAGAGGAUUUAACAGAGUAUGAUUUGAGAUUGGGAUAAAUUCAUUUAGAAUGGGGAACUUGUGGAAAUUAUUAUGGAACAUAAAAAACUUGUUUGGUUAGAAUAUAUCCAAUAAAUCUCAGACCUUCUCGAUCAAUUUAAAUUGAAAAAGAAGUUAUAACAACAGUUGAAAUUGAUAUAGAUUUAGGAAUCUUAUUUGAUGUUCCUUAAAUUGAUUUAGCUAUCAAAUUAGAAGAAUUAGAAAUGAAAGCAAUUAAGAUUGUGGGAAUGAGUUAAAUGGUAUGAUUUAGUUAAUAAAAAUAGAAAUUAAAUUAUCCUCCUGGAUUAAGAACUAGAAGAAUUAAAUUAGAUGUUGUAGGUUAUAACUGCGGUUUUCAUUUAAUAAAAGGAAUAAAAUUAUAUGAUCCAAAAACUUUGAAAAACAUUUCAUAUAAAAACUUUCUUUCUGUUUUUGUUGUAAAUAAACAGCAAAACUUAAAUGUUUAAUAAUAAUUGGCCUAAGAAGUAAACCUAUUGGAUUUAGAUAUGAAUUAACCUAAAAAAGUCGAAGAAUAGAAUUUGUUAGAUUUAAUUUGA